Messenger RNA from Nerophis ophidion (straightnose pipefish), 7439 nucleotides. RefSeq names its product cereblon (gene crbn). The record is from RefSeq and is a predicted model, not a curated record. Gene Ontology annotation, cellular component: Cul4A-RING E3 ubiquitin ligase complex. Bases 69 to 1415 code for a protein of 448 amino acids. Lineage: Eukaryota; Metazoa; Chordata; Actinopteri; Syngnathiformes; Syngnathidae. Gene Ontology annotation, biological process: protein ubiquitination. The transcript has 11 exons.
AGCUGGCUGGAGUGGGCCUACGCGUGUUAACAGCGUCGAGGAAGAGUUAGCAUUGUAAACAGAAGGCUAUGGCUGACGAGCGGGGAGGAGAAGACGACGUCAACCACAACAUGGGCAACCAACUCCAGCUUCUACCAGGCAACGAAGAGGAGGAGGAAGACGACAUGGAGACGGAGGACCGAGACAGCGAGGAUGCAACAAAACCCGACGUCAUCACCUUCGACCCCAGUCUGCCCACGUCACACAGUUACCUGGGUUCGGACAUGGAGGAGUUCCACGGGCGCACGGUCCACGACGAGGACAGUUGCCAGACCAUCCCCGUGUUGCCGCACACGGCUGUGAUGCUGGUGCCGGGACAGACUCUCCCCCUGCAGCUCUUCAGGCCGCAGGAAGUCAGCAUGAUGAGGAGCGUGAUACAGAAGGACCGGACCUUCGCCGUGCUCGCACACAGUGACGCUGGCGAACCGGAUGCAGAGUUCGGAACGACGGCAGAAAUCUACGCAUACCGGGAGGAGCAGGAGUACGGCAUUGAGACGGUCAAAGUGAAAGCUGUAGGAAGGCAGAGAUUCAAAGUGCACGAGAUUAGAACUCAAGCCGAUGGGAUCCGACAGGCCAAAGUCCAGAUCCUUCCAGAACGCAUCCUUGCCGAUCCCCUGUCUGCUGUGCAGCUCACGGCCCUCUCCAGGAUCCUCACGCACCCUUCCUCCAGGCCCCUCACUCAGAGCUGCAAGCAGGCCCAAUGCUGGUGGAACAACUACCGACAGAGGAAGUUCCACUGUGCUGGUCUGACGCCGUGGCCGCCGUGGGUCUACGCCCUCUAUGACUCCGAGUCCCUCAUGAACAGAGUAAAGAAGCAACUCCACGAGUGGGACGAGAACCUGAAGGAUGACUCUCUGCCAACCAACGCCAUAGACUUCUCCUACAGAGUGGCAGCCUGUCUGCCCAUAGACGACACACUGAGGCUCCAGCUGCUGAAGAUCGGCAGCGCCAUUCAGAGGCUCCGCUGUGAGCUGGACAUCAUGGACCGGUGCACAUCAUUGUGCUGCAAGCAGUGCCUCGACACUGAAAUCACCACCAAAAAUGAAAUCUUCAGCUUGUCCCUCUACGGUCCCAUGGCCGCCUACGUCAACCCGCACGGUUACGUCCAUGAGACGCUGACCGUCUACAAGGCCAACAACCUCAACCUGGUCGGCAGGCCGUCCACACUCCACAGCUGGUUUCCAGGAUACGCCUGGACCAUCGCCCAGUGCCGAAACUGCGGCUCCCACAUGGGUUGGAAGUUCACCGCCACCAAGAAGGACUUGUCCCCGCCUCGCUUCUGGGGUCUGACCCGCUCCGCCAUGCUCCCUCGCAUCCCCCAGGCCGAGGGCGACGACGAGGACGGGCGCCACAGCUCCCGCCUCUUCUGCCUGUGACGUCGUACCUUCUCUCCUCCAGUCUUCAAAACCCCCGCCCCCUCAUGUCCGGCUGCCUCCGGGUAAGGAACGCAUCGCACUUUGUCGCCCACGGCAACAAGUCCAUCAGAUUGGCGCAAAAGGUCUCCAGGCCUUCACUCUGCGUCUUGAUACUUGGACACGCUCGAGACUUGCUUCCGUUCAUGGCUGCUCAGUCCCCACUCGCACCAAAAUGAGAGCGUCAUUGGUUAGUUUGUUAGUGAUGUUCCGGUUUUUAAGUUAUUUAGAAAUCUAUUUUCUGACUGGUGACGUCUAAGAGUGUAAAAAAAAAUGGAUUUUCAGAUUAAUCCCAAAUAUAUAUAUAUUUUUUUCCUCCAAUCUGUCCUGUCCAGCCACUCAGACAAAUCAUAUAUUUGAUGUAGAUGAUAAUAUCGGAUGUACAUAUUUACUUUACAAAAGAGAAGUGUUGGAUACUUCUCUUGUUGCCUUAUUUGUAUUUGACUAUUAAAUGUUUAGGAAGCAUUUUAUUAAACGGAACCAGUUUUAUUUUAUGUACAAACCCCGUUUCUAUAUGAGUUGGGAAAUUGUCUUAGAUGUAAAUAUAAACGGAAUACAAUGAUUUGCAAAUCCUUUUCAACUCAUAUUCAGUUGAAUAUGCUACAAAGACAACAUAUUUGAUGUUCAAACUCAUAAACUUUUUUUUUUUUUUUUUGCAAAUAAUAAUUAACGUAGAAUUUCAUGGCUGCAACACGUGCCAAAGUAGUUGGGAAAGGGCAUGUUCACCACUGUGUUACAUCACCUUUUCUUUUAACAGCACUCAAUAAAUGUUUGGGAACUGAGGAAACUAAUUGCUUAGGCUUUGAAAGUGGAAUUCUUUCCCAUUCUUGUUUUCUGUAGAGCUUCAGUCGUUCAACAGUCCGGGGUCGCCGCUGUCUUAUAUUACGCUUCAUAAUGCGCCACACAUUUUCCAUGGGAGACAGGUCUGGACUUCAGGCGGGCCAGGAAAAUACCCGCACUGUUUUUGUUGUAACACGUGCUGAAUGUGGCUUGGCAUUGUCUUGCUGAAAUAAGCAGGGGCGUCCAUGAAAAAGACGGCGCUUAGAUGGCAGCCUAUGUUGCUCCAAAACCUGUAUGUACCUUUCAGCAUUAAUGGUGCCUUCACAGAUGUGUAAGUUACCCAUGCCUUGGGCACUAAUCAAUCAAUCAAUCAAUGUUCAUUUAUAUAGCCCUAAAUCACUAGUGUCUCAAAGGGCUGCACAAACCACUACGACAUCCUCAGUAGGCCCACAUAAGGGCGAGGAAAACUCACACCCAGUGGGACUAAUGCACCCCCAUACCAUCACAGAUGCUGGUUUUUGAACUUUGCGCCUAUAACAAUCCGGAUGGUUAUUUUCCUCUUUGUUCCGGAGGACACCUCGUCCUCUGUUUCCAAAUAUAAUUUGAAAUGUGGACUCGUCAGACCACAGAACACCUUUCCACUUUGCAUCAGUCCAUCUUGGGUGAGGUCGGGCCCAGCGAAGCCGGCGGCGUUUCAGGAUGUUGUUGAUAAAUGCGUUUGGCUUUGCAUAGUAGAGUUUUAACUUGCACUUACAGAUGUAGCGACCAACUGUAGUUACUGACAGUGGUUUUAUGAAGUGUUCCUGAGCCCAUGUGGUGAUAUCCUUUACAUACUGAUGUCGGUUUUUGAUGCAGUACCGCCUGAGGAAUCAAAAGUCCGUAAUAUCAUGGCUUACAUGCAGUGAUUUCUCCAGAUUCUCUGAACUUUUUGAUGAUUUUACGGACCAUAGAUGGUAAAUUCCUUGCAACAGCUCGUUGGGAAAUGUUGUUCUAAAACUGUUUGACAAUUUGCUUACAAAGAGGUGUACCUCGCCCCAUUCUUGUUUGUGAAUGACUUAGCAUUUCAUGGAAGCUGCUUUUAUGCCCAAUCAUGGCACCCACCUGUUCCCAAUUAGCCUGCACACCUGUGGGAUGUUCCAAAUAAGUGUUUGAUGAGCAUUCCUCAACUUUAUCAGUAUUUAUUGCCACCUUUCCCAACUUCUUUGUCACGUGUUGCUGGCAUCAAAUUCUGAAGUUAAUGAUUAUUUGCAACAAAAAAAAUGUUUAUCAGUUUGAACAUCAAAUAUGUUGUCUUUGUAGCAUAUUCAACUGAAUAUUUGGAUUUGCGAAUCAUUGUAUUCUGUUUAUAUUUACAUCUAACACAAUUUCCCAACUCAUAUGGAAACAGAGUUUGUAGAAAUGAUUGGAAACUCAAGACAGCCAGUACAUUAUGUUCUUGAAAAGUGUAUCUAAACAUUUGACCACCUUCUUCUGAGUAGCAACGUCUUCUCAGGAGGACAAAAUUUCCCACUGCUACACUGCAAAAAGUCAGUGUUCAAAAACAAGAAAAAAAAAUACAAAAAUGAGAGGUAUUUUACUUGAAGUAAGCAAAAUUAUCUGCCAAUAGAACAAGAAAAUUUGGCUUGUCAAGACUUUCCAAAACAAGUAAAAUUAGCUAACUUCAAUGAACCCAAAAAUACUUCAAAAUAAGUAUAUUCUCACUAAUAACAAGUGUACUACUACAGAAUACGAGUACGAAUUUUCUAUUGUUUCAUUGAAAAAAAAACGGCAAAGUCUAUUUGGCUGUCAUCUGUUUUAAUAUGAGAAAGAAUUGUGUCGAAGCCAUAAUUUUGUUUUACAUUCAUGAAAUAAGAAAUUCUUACUUUAAAAAGUAGUUUUAUACUUGUGUUAAUGACACAGCUUUGCAACAUUUGAUAUUCUCGUUUCAAGCUUGUUUUACUCAAUAUAGGUCAUCAAAUCUCAGCUACAAGCUGUAAUAUCUUACUGAGAUCAUUUAGGACCCAAACACUUAAAACAAGUAAAACACUCUAACAUAAAAUCUUAUGUAUGGCCGCGCAAGUCCAAGGAUGCCCUAAAUGUUCAUAACACACCCAGCCGAGUCCCAUGGGGGGACGGGAAGAAAGUUGGAAAAGUCAGCAAAAGUCCCAAAAAUGUUCAAAAUACCUACACAGGUUCGAGUCCCACAAGUUCCGCCGCCGGCCAGGAUGCGGAAAAUGUCCAAAACGCGCCCAGCAAAGACAAAAGUGACAAAAGUCGGGGAAAUGUUCAAAAGUCCCACCCGGGUUCGAGUGUGCACUCAAACUCAAACUCAAACUCGAACCCGGUUGGGACUCAAACCUGGGUAGGUAUUUAGAAAAUUUUGGGGGACUUUUGCCGACUUUUCUCAUUUUUCCCCCCUACUUCCCGUGGGACUUUGCUGGGUGCGUUUUGGACAUUUUUUGUAUCCCAGGACUUGUGUGGCCGGCGGCGGGACUCGUGGGACUGGAACCCCGUGGAGGUAUUUUGGACACAAUUGGGACUUAUGAACAUUUUGGCCGCCUUUUACCCCUCUUCUUCCCAGCCUUCCUGUGCACCUUUGUUGGGUGUGUUUUGGACACUUGGACAAAAAUAUUUUCAAGCAUAUUUUACUCAAAAUAGGUCAUAAAAUGUCGGAAACAAGCUGUAGUAUCUUACUGAGAUCAUUUAGGAGCAAAACCCUUAAAACAAGUAAAAUUAGCUAACUUCAAUGAACCCAAAAAUACUUCAAAAUAAGUAUAUUCUCACUAAUAACAAGUGUACUACUACAGUAUACGAGUACGAAUUUUCUAUUGUUUCAUUGAAAAAAAAACGGCAAAGUAUAUUUGGCUGUCAUCUGUUUUAAUAUGAGAAAGAAUUGUGUCGAAGCCAUGAUUUUGUUUUACAUUCUUGAAAUAAGAAAUUCUUACUUUAAAAAGUAGUUUUAUACUUGUGAGUGUUGAUGACACAGCUUUGCAACAUUUGAUAUUCUCGUUUCAAGCUUGUUUUACUCAAUAUAGGUCAUCAAAUCUCAGCUACAAGCUGUAAUAUCUUACUGAGAUCAUUUAGGACCUAAACACUUAAAACAAGUAAAACACUCUAACUUAAAAUCUUAUGUAUGGCCGCGCAAGUCCCGGGAUGCCCUAAAUGUUCAUAACACACCCAGCCGAGUCCCAUGGGGAGACGGGAUGAAAGUUGGAAAAGUCAGCAAAAGUCCCAAAAAUGUUCAAAAUACCUACACAGGUUCGAGUCCCACAAGUUCCGCCGCCGGCCUGGAUGCGGAAAAUGUCCAAAACACGCCCAGCAAAGACAAAAGUGACAAAAGUCGGGGAAAUGUUCAAAAGUCCCACCUGGGUUCGAGUGUGCACUCAAACUCAAACUCGAACCCGGUUGGGACUCAAACCUGGGUAGGUAUUUAGAAAAUUUUGGGGGACUUUUGCCGACUUUUCUCAUUUUUCCCCCCCUACUUCCCGUGGGACUUUGCUGGGUGCGUUUUGGACAUUUUUUGUAUCCCAGGACUUGUGUGGCCGGCGGCGGGACUCGUGGGACUGGAACCCCGGGGAGGUAUUUUGGACACAAUUGGGACUUUUGAACAUUUUGGCCGCCUUUUCUCCCUCUUCUUCCCCGCCUUCCUGUGCACCAUUGCUGGGUGUGUUUUGGACACUUGGACAAAAAUAUUUUUCUCAAAAUAGGUCAUCAAAUGUCGGAAACAAGCUGUAGUAUCUUACUGAGAUCAUUUAGGAGCAAAACCCUUAAAACAAGUAAAAGACUCUAACAUAAAAUCUGCUUAGUGAGAAGAAUUAUCUUACCAGACAGAAAAUAAGCAAAUAUCAGCCUUAUUUGAGAUAUUUCCUCUUACUUAAAUUUCAGUUUUUGCAGUGUAGAACCUCAGAGAGGGGACUUUUUAAAAAGUCAAGUGUAUUUUUGUAGGUGAGGGCUGAAUGACGUCAGGUGACACAUUCUGAAAUAGUCUUGCGAUGGUGUUUUGUCCAUAACAACAACGUCCGCUAAAACCUGUUUGGAGAACCCAGAAGACCAACCCCAAGCGCCAGUAAAUGUGGUCCAUGUGUGCCGAGACCAGCAUUAUGUCAUGAAGUCCAAACCUGGCCCGGUUUCAAAGCUUUGCAUCAAAGUAUGGCUGCGAGUCACCAACAUAUACUUCAUAUGUCCAUGUAGACCUUGGGUAGGGAACCUAUGGCUCUAGAGCUAGAUGCUGCUCUUUUGGUGACUAUAUCCGGCUCUCGGGUUAAUCUGAGCUGACAUUGCUUGACACGAUAAAUAAUGAAUAAUUCCACUUGUAAUCAGUGUUAAAAAUAACGUUCAAAAUAUAAAACAUUCUCAAGCAUUUUUAGUCCAUCCAUCCUUUUUUAUAUCGCACCUGUUCAAGAAUUUGCGUUAAUGGUAAUAAGUUAUUUAUUAUUGGUUAGUGUGGGGCUUGCCCUCCUGGGGGUUCUUCAGACCACCAAGCAUUGACAUGAGAGCCUGUUUUAGGGUUACAAUAUUGUUUUUUUUUUUCAAUAAGUCUCUCAGUUGCUUUCCAGCAAUUGUCUUUUUCUCUUUCGUCCUUACUCGCGCUCUGGCUCCAGCCCCAACCCCGUCACUUCUCCUUAUAACACAGCCACAGGUGAUUAGACAGGUGGGCCAUCUACGCAUCUGUCGCUGAUUUCAAGGCCGGUCCUGGCAACAACCCGCUUCGCUGCAGGCCCGCAGGCCACACCCCCUCCAUAGUUGGCUUCAGAAUAACAAUGUUAUUAAAAAGAAUAAGAGACCUAUUAUAAAUGUUGGUCUUACUUAAAAAUGCAGGCGUUUAGUUGUGUUCAGUGUUAAAAAAAAUAUAUAUAUGGCUCCUACGGAAAUACAUUUUAAAAUAUUUGGCUUCUCGGCUCUCUCAGCCAAAAAGUUUCCCGACCCCUGAUGUAGACCUUGGGCAUGCAGACUAAAAGUCCUUAAUGAUGGAUGUGACUUUCUGCUGCAAAAUGCCAAAAAUACUCAACGCUCAUUUAGACUUAAGCGAGGGAGGAGCUUUUAAAUGUUGCAGCUGUUGUGUUUUUUUUUUUUUUUUUACACACAAUGUACUUUGUUUAACGGCAAAGUGAGGAUGGAAGUGAACUUGUGAUCGUCCAGAUGAUUCUCUCCAGGUUGUACUACUGUUCUUGUCAAAAUGCUGGGUCAUGUUUAUGACUGUAAUCUCUAAUAAAACUGCACUUCAAUACA